AACUAGACAUCUAGAAACAAACAAACAUCUAGGUGCCUGGGAGAUAAAAUACUUCAAAUAGUUCUUAAAAAUAUCUGGUUUCUGUUUGAAACUCGAACGAUAUUUUCCUGGAAAUGUACGUUCUUACCCUAGAUGCGUUGAGAAAGUUCUACAAGAAUGAAGCCCCGAGGAUUUUCAACCUCUUAAUGUUUAUAUUCGUCGUUGUCCUGCUGGUCGUGACUUAUUCGAAUCCGGGGCCGCAUGUAGGCUUGGGACUACCCUCCGAACCAGUCCCCAUGGACAAGGAAGGUGGAGUGGGCUUGUUUGUCAACACCUCCAACUGCCGGAUCGAAGCCAUGGACUACAUGUCGCCCGUCGCACGCCACUUCAUGGUGCCCAUGCCCAUCUACUGGUGCUACAAGCUCCAGGUCCUGACGCCCACGAGCGUCAAGGGGCGCAACUACCUGACCUUGGCGCUCAACAGCACGCAACUUUGGCAAAAACUAGGGAUCCGGAGGCUGCGCAAGCUCAUCUGCGUCUACAUUGUCUUCGAGCGCAUCGAUGACUUCAGGAAUCGGAACGUGCGAAUAGGCGUCUUCGGCUUCAGCCGCGGACGGAGGAGCGCAGAGGUCGAGGCGGGCAACGUCACCCUGCGGACCAUGUGCUGGGUAGACUUCAGCCGACUGAUCUUCCACGACGUGUACAUCUUCCUCCCGCCGGUAAGGAAAGCUGAGGUGCCCAAGAAGGAGCCCCGCAAGUCGGCCGAUCGCUUGUCGGUUAUGAUCCUGGGCAUUGACUCGAUCUCCCACAUGCACUACAAGCGGUACUUCAGCAAUGUCAUCGACUUUGUGGACCAGCUGCCUCACGUGGAGCUCUGGGGCUACAACCGCGUCGGACGCAACUCCUACCCUAACCUGGUACCCCUUCUGAGUGGCCAGGACGUGGACGAGCUGGAGUCCGAGACUGGCUGCUAUGGGAGGGUGAAGAAGGCCCACUACGAUCAGUGCAACCUGCUGUGGAACGAGUUCAAGAGGGCCGGUUUCGUCACAGCUUUCGGCGAGGAUACACGCAUUGGCGGCACCUUCACGUACACGAAGCGCGGCUUCCGCCGUCAGCCCACCGACUACUACUUCCGCAGUGUUAUGGUCGAGAUCCACCAGCACACUAGGUACUGGGCCAGGGGGCCGGAAGACAUCUCGUGCAGCGGCAGCCGGGUCUACCACCACGUCUUUUACGACUUCAUAUACCAGUUGAUGAUGCACUUCAAGCAACGCUGCCUGGACACCGGGUUCUUUGCCUUCUUCUGGCAAACCCAGGGCGUUCAUGACUACUUUCCGUACGCCCUGCAGACCGACAUCCAAUACGACGCCAUUCUGCGCGUCCUGCACCGUUACGGGGUCCUCGACCACACCCUCGUCCUGCUGCUGUCCGACCAUGGACUGAGGUAUGGCGCCUUCGCGAAGACCCUGCAGGGAAUGCGGGAGAUAUCGAUGCCCACCAUGGUGGCCGUCUAUCCCAGCUGGCUGGAGAGCCGUUUCCCCCUGGCGGUGGCUAAUCUGCAGGCCAAUUCCCGCCGCCUGGUGACCACUUUCGACCUGCACGAGACCCUCAGGGACGUGGUCAACCUGGAGAACCUGAGUGACGAGCGGAUUCGCAACCGAACGCGCGCUCUGCGCGAUGAUCGCAACGUCUCGCUCUUCCUGCCCAUUCCCGAGAAGCGGAGCUGCGAGUCCGCCCACAUCCCGGACCACUACUGCCAGUGCAAGGAGCUGACACAGAUUCCGUGGAACUCAAGCAGUGUGCGCCGCGUGGCCGAGAUCGCCGUGGAGAACAUCAACGAACUGUUGCGACCGUACCCGCAGUGCCACAAGCUGAAGCUGUCUAAGGUGGACAAGGCCUACCUGCGGGACCAGAACCAAACGAUCACUGUCCGGCUGGAGACCGUUCCCGGAAACGGGAAGUUCGAUGCCACCGUUCUCGUUGCCAACUACAGCUCCCUUCAAGGACCAAUCACGCGAACUGACAAAUACAAGAAGCAGUCCUUUUGCGUCGCGGAAACGCCUGUUGAAAUUUAUUGCUACUGUUUCAAAUAGAUAGAAAUAGACCAUAAACCGCA
Molecule: messenger RNA, 2095 nt
Organism: Drosophila bipectinata
Lineage: Eukaryota; Metazoa; Arthropoda; Insecta; Diptera; Drosophilidae
Source: RefSeq, a predicted model, not a curated record